Messenger RNA from Pseudocercospora fijiensis CIRAD86, 1940 nucleotides. RefSeq lists its product as uncharacterized. The coding region runs from base 1 to 1713 and encodes 570 amino acids. The transcript has 4 exons. The record is from RefSeq and is a predicted model, not a curated record. Gene Ontology annotation, molecular function: N,N-dimethylaniline monooxygenase activity; NADP binding; flavin adenine dinucleotide binding. NCBI's taxonomy places the organism in Eukaryota, Fungi, Ascomycota, Dothideomycetes, Mycosphaerellales, Mycosphaerellaceae.
AUGUCAGUUGACACGCAGGUCUUGGUGGUUGGCGCGGGCAUGAGCGGUCUGGGUUUGGCAGUACAAUUGAUUCGACAGUACAACUGCCGCGAUUUGGAGAUUGUGGAAAGAGAGAAAGAUGUGGGCGGAACAUGGCUUGUCAACACUUAUCCGGGCUGUGGCUGCGACGUUGCCUCCCAUUUCUACUCCUACUCGUUCGCGCUCAAUCCGGACUGGACUCGAAAGUUCUCCCUUCGCCCCGAGAUUCAAGCGUAUUUUCGCAAUGUGGCAGAACAUUACAACCUUAUCCCUCACAUCUCCUUCAACACGGCAGUCCAGACAGCGCGAUGGUGUGAGAAAGCUCAGCUCUGGGAGGUCACAAUCAUGGACCAUUCCACGCAGACGACAUCGAUUCGCCGCUGUCGGAUUCUAGUGUCCGGAGUGGGAUCCUUGAGUAUCCCCAAGAAGUGCGAAAUAAACGGCGCCGAAAGUUUCAAAGGUCCUCUUUUCCACUCCGCUCAAUGGGACCACACGCUCGACUGGAGUGGGAAGAAAGUGGUCGUGCUUGGGAAUGGCUGCAGCGCGACGCAAUUCGUUCCCGUGAUGGCAGAGACUGCGGGCAGCCUGACUCAAUUCGCCAGACAAGCACACUACCUGGCGGAACGGCCGAAUCCAAUCUACAGCAGUCCAUUCAAAGCACUAAUGCGUUACAUGCCUCUCGCCAUGCGGCUCUAUAGAUUCACACUUUACGCCGAAAUGGAAAAGGACUUUGCUGGAUUUGACAUCGAGGCUGGGCGAAGCAUUCGACAGCGUCUGAAAACAGAGAACGAGCAGUACGUUAAAGCCAUGGCCCCAAAGCGUUAUUGGGACGCUCUGAUUCCCAAGCAUGAGAUCGGGUGCAAACGAAAGGUUAUGGAUACUGAUUAUCUGGCUUGUCUUCAUCGCGAAAACGUCGAGCUAGUAUACGAUGAUCCCGUCGAGAGUAUCAAUGAGCAUGGUGUGGUCACGCAAAGUGGACGACAUGUGGAAGCAGAAGCGAUCAUUCUUGCUACUGGAUUCGAGGUCUAUCGUAUGCUAUACCCAAUGGAGAUUAUUGGAGAAAAUGGCGUGAGCCUCAAUGAGUACUGGAACAAGCAGCACGAUGGGGCUGCCCAGGCUUAUCUAGGCACAUCUGUUCCAGGAUUCAAAAAUUUCUUUGUGAUGGUAAGCCCGAACACGGUGACCGGACAUCUCAGUGUCAUAUACACCGUCGAAUGUCAGAUCAACUACGUAUUGAGACUGAUUGAACCAAUCUUAAGCUCGUCAAGAGCAUCAUCAGCAGUAACCUCCGUUGACGUCAAAUUGCCUGCUACGCUUCGAGACAGCAACUGGAUGCAGGAAAAGCUGAAGGCGCUGGUCUGGUCAUCCGGCUGCACAAGCUGGGCGCUGGACCCCAAGACCAACCUCAAUAUCGCAAUGUACCCUCAGUACCAGUUCAUGUUCUGGUUAAGAAGCAUCUUUAUCCCUGCCAGAGACUUUGAGUACCAGUAUAGGGAGGGCAAGGGCUUGCAGAAGAAGCAGCUAGCCAUCGGUGGUUGGAAGGCUGUCAGGAAUGCUUUGGGCACGAUUACUGUCUUUUCGGCUAUUGGCAUCGCAGCAGUGCGGAGGGCAGGAGGUCUUUCUGAAGCACGCGGUUGGAUCGCAAAGGUCUUCGCCGGGAUCUGGACGGAAAUGCGAGGGCCACUGCGACUUUGAGAGCGGACGUGCAGUGAUCACAAAUCCAUCAAAUAUUCCAGCAGCACCUAUCAAUACAACUCGGAAGACUAAAGAUAGGGCGACCAAACCAUGAUUGGUGAACACCUAGAUGGAUAAACAGCAGCUACAACAAUGGGUAUUAGUCUAAUCGGGAUUGGCUAUUUGAAGAACUGGUAUAUACAGAUAGAUAUUUUACAUAUCAUCACAGAAAUCUAGAGUCUGGAAAC